AUGGUCUUUUCUUGCAGGAAGUGUAGUCUGCUUUCUCCUCUAUGGAGCACCAAUGUACAUGCCUAUAUCAUAAACUCCUAUGAUCAGCUUAGAGUAUAUGAUGCAUUGCAUAACACUUUCCAUUUUACUGUGUUUCCCAGAUUGACAUUCAGAAGAGUGAUAAAGAAGGGCAGUGUAGAAGAAUACUCAUGCAUACCAUAUAUCUUAACUUUGUUCAGCAGCCUCACAUAUACUUGGUACGGUCUUCCAGUAGUGAGCUCUGGAUGGGAGAAUUGGACUCUGUCCGGAAUCAGCUCACUAGGAGUGCUCUUUGAAAGCACAUUUAUCAGUAUAUACAUAUGGUUUGCACCACGAGAGAAAAAGAAGCUUGUCAUGAUGAUGGUAUCUCCUAUUCUAAUCAUCUUUGGCAUGGCUGUAUUUUUUUCAAUUUUCUCAUUCCACACCCACCAAAUGCGUAAAGUAUUUGUCGGAAGCAUUGGUUUGGUGGCUUCCAUAUUAAUGUAUGGCUCUCCGUUGGUAGCUGUGAAACAAGUUAUCAGGACGAAAAGCGUGGAGUUCAUGCCUUUCUACUUGUCAUUGUUUAGCUUCUUGACAAGUUUACUCUGGAUGCUGUAUGGGCUCCUUGGAAAGGAUCCUUUUCUCACGGCACCAAGCUUCAUUGGCUGCUUAAUGGGUAUUCUUCAGUUGGUCGUGUACUGCAUUUACAGCAAAUGCAAGGAAGCACCCAAGACGAAUCCUGAUAUUGAGCAAGCAGAUGAACUGAAAGUUGUAACUAGUCAAGACAACACGAAGGGACAAAAGCCAUAA
Molecule: messenger RNA, 807 nt
Organism: Triticum turgidum subsp. durum (durum wheat)
Lineage: Eukaryota; Viridiplantae; Streptophyta; Magnoliopsida; Poales; Poaceae
Source: the annotation of a GenBank genome assembly